AUGCAUAGAUCGGGUCCGUUCUUUCAAUUGAGUCCAGCUGAAUAUGAAAAGGCAUUACAAAAAUAUCCUGAAUUAGAUGAUGAGCAAGAUAUUGAUUAUACAGAACGUUCUGCUAGUGGAUCUAUACAUGUUGGUUCUGGUGGUUUUUUUGAUAAUUCGUCUAUAUUAGCACAAUUCGAACGAUUAUUUAAAUUAUUGGUGUUCAAAGAAUGCUUUAGUGGUCAUAAUAUUGAAAUUAUUGUAGAUAAUGCUCGUACACAUUCAGCUCGUGCUUAUAUUUUAUUCGAUUUUGGAAAGGGUAUUUCAACACGUUGUCCUGUUGAUAAUUUGGAAUGGGUGGAUAAAAAAGGUGUUAGGCAAUCGUUACCAUGUUAUUUUCAACAUGGUCCCAACGGAGAAAAAUCUAAAGGUUUAUUUCAAAUUGCUGUAGAACUUAAGUGUAAUCCAUCACCUAAAGCAAAACUCAAUGAACUCCGUCGUUUACUUGCUCAUCAUCCAGCUUUUCAAAACGUAUUAUUUUUUGAAGUGAUCUAA
Messenger RNA from Rotaria sp. Silwood1, 534 nucleotides. The record is from the annotation of a GenBank genome assembly. NCBI's taxonomy places the organism in Eukaryota, Metazoa, Rotifera, Eurotatoria, Philodinida, Philodinidae.